Ilex paraguariensis (yerba mate) is the source of this 333-nucleotide messenger RNA. NCBI's taxonomy places the organism in Eukaryota, Viridiplantae, Streptophyta, Magnoliopsida, Aquifoliales, Aquifoliaceae. The record is from the annotation of a GenBank genome assembly.
AUGGGAGGGAGGGUUGAUUCUAGAUUCAUUGAGCAAUGUACAAGUUCUGAUCACAAAUCAAAGAGAGAACUACAAAAAUGUUCAGAACUAACAAUAUUGGUGAUAUUACAAAAGAGAAGAUUCUAUGCUAUGAUGGAAAAUGAAAAUUCAGAUGAGUUUGAAAGGGAGAGGCCAAGGAGUGGACCUGGGGACUUCAACCUUGUCCUUGAUCCGCUCUAUCUUCUUCUCCUUUUUGGGUCUUGCGUUUCCGUACGACCCUUUAAAUCUCUUCCCCUUUCUCGUCUUCUUGUCCCCUCGGCCGCACAGGAUCGGCGCCUCCGCCACUGUACAUGA